Molecule: messenger RNA, 3727 nt
Organism: Durio zibethinus
Lineage: Eukaryota; Viridiplantae; Streptophyta; Magnoliopsida; Malvales; Malvaceae
Source: RefSeq, a predicted model, not a curated record
AACUGGAUCAGAGGAAUUGCUUAUAAAGUUAAUUUUCCUUACAUUCUCUCAUUUUCUUCUCCAUCUUUCUUAUCUUUUUUUUUUUUUUCACAAAAUUUUCCAUAAAAAAUUUCUCACAGUUUCUUCUCUGCAAGAAGAACCCAAGAAAAGGCCCAAUCACCGCUCCGACCCGAUUCGGCUCCGGAAUGGACUUUGAAUCUUUUUUGGUUUUUUAUUUUGUUUUUGAUUUUUGAAGGAUUCGCGAUUGUGAAUGCUGGUUAGGGUUCUUGAAGCUCGAAGGAAUCGCUGCUUUGAAAUAUAUAAUUCGAUUUGGGAUAAGAAGUUAGUGUUAGGGUUUUCGAUUGUGGGACCUUGUUUUUUUAAAGGAAGAAAUUGCAGGAUUGGGGUUUGGAUUUUUAGGGUUUGUUUUGGUAUUGAUUUUCGAAACGGGGAAGAUAGGUGUGGGUUAGAGGAUAAUGUGUAUACUGUGUGUGAUUCAGAAGUGGUCUCGCCGGGUUGCCACCAUGCUGCCUUGGUUAGUUAUGCCUCUCAUCGGCUUAUGGGCCCUUUCUCAGCUUUUGCCACCUGAUUUUCGAUUUGAGAUCACGUCCCCAAGGCUGGCUUGCGUUUUUGUGCUUCUGGUUACCCUUUUUUGGUAUGAGAUUUUGAUGCCUCGGUUAUCUGCUUGGCGGGUUAGAAGGAAUGCACAUCUCAGGGAGAGGAAGAGGUUUGAGGCUAUAGAAUUGCAGAAGCUUCGUAAGACUGCCACACGAAGGUGUCGGAACUGCUUGACUCCGUAUAGGGAUCAGAACCCUGGUGGUGGUCGGUUUAUGUGCUCUUAUUGUGGCCAUAUUUCAAAGAGACCUGUUUUGGACUUGCCUGUACCACCUGGUUUGGGGAUUUCAAAUUCUGGGAUUAUUAAGGAUCUUGUUGGAAAAGGUGGGAAAAUCUUGAAUGGAAAGGGGUGGUCUGAGAAUGGAUGGAUGUGUGGGCAGGAUUGGUUGGAGAAUGGCAACUGGGUUGCUGGUUCUGUUGCUGGGAAGCCUAGCUAUUGGCGGAAGAAUGGCACUGGAGUUUUUGGAGGAGAUGAGGAUUGUUUGGCAGAGAAAUCUUAUUCUGGCGUUGUUAUUUUUGCAUGCAAGCUGCUGACGUCCUCCUUCUUGAGCAUUAGGUGGCUUUUGAGAAAGAUUUUUAGGGUUAGUUCAUCGAGUGAUGAUGCUUCAUCUGAUGCAGACCACAGGGGGAUGUUGACUAAGAUAAGUGAGAAUGGUACAAACUUCCAAGAGAGCAGAGGAGAGAAAGCGCGUAGAAAAGCUGAAGAAAAGAGACAGGCUAGGUUAGAAAAAGAGCUUUUGGAGGAAGAAGAGCGAAAGCAAAGAGAGGAGGUUGCAAGAUUGGUGGAGGAACGAAGGAGACUGAGGGAUGAAAAACUGGAGGCUGAAAAAGAUCACAGCAAAUUAUCACCACCUGCUAGGGAGAAAGAGAUAAAAAAGGAAUCAGAAAAGAAGCGUCAAGAGAGAAGGAAAGACAAAGAUAAGGCAUCUAGUAAGAGCAAUUCUGAUGUAGAAGAGCUUGAGAAGAGAGUCGGUAAGGAAUCUGAACGUAAACGUGACACUGAUAAGAAAAGUGAGCUUGAUCACCGGGAACAACAGAAGUCUGGGGCAGAUAAUGUCAAGGGCAAUACUCUAGAAACAGGACAUGGAAUGAAAAAUACUUCUGCAAAUAAUUUUAGCCGGGGGAAUGCUGGAACUAGAUACUUCGAUCGUAUGAGGGGCACAUUUUUGUCAUCAUCUAAGGCUUUUAGUGGAAGUAGUUUCUUUGGAAAGAGUACUAAUACUCCUUCCAUUACAAAAGAAAGCAAAACUAACAAUUCUGUAGACCAGGUCCAUACUUCUGUCCAUAGGAGAGAUUUCUGUACAUCUGAGCGUGUAGCUGGGAAGUUGAGUAUGAACGGAGAUGAUAAGAAUGUUAAAGUCAACCACCCUGUGCUUUCAGAACCCCAACCGAGGGCACCACCUAAAAAAUCUUGGCAACAGUUAUUCACUCGUUCACCUUCUGUUCCUCCUGUCUCAAAUGCAAAUGUUAUUAGUAGACCAAAUACAAAGAUUAAUGCGGAAGCUCGGAGCCCACCAUUACCUGGUCAUUCCUCAGCAAUACAAACAUUUGAUAAUCCCAUCAAUUUUGGACUGCCCUCACCAUUUAUAUCUACUUACCCACAUGGAGCUCCCAGCUGUAGUUUAGGUUUCUCCCCUGCAAUUGAACCCAUUUUUCCUCGUGCUUCUGAAGGGUUUCAUGAAUUUAUACCAGAAGAACCUGAACUUUUUGAAGAUCCCUGUUACAUUCCUGAUCCAGUAUCCUUGCUUGGGCCCGUUUCAGAAUCGCUUGAUAAUUUUCAGUUGGAUUUGGGUUCUGGCUUUGGAAUGGAUAUGGGGAUGGAAAGGCCUUGUGCUUUGAAGAAUAUAUCUGCUUCAUCUGAAAUUAACAAGCCCUCACCUAUUGAGUCUCCAUUGUCAAGAUUACGAUCUGCUGAUGAAAGGCAUAACAAUUCUAAUUGGCUCCCAACUACCCCAAAGGCCCAAAAUCUUCACACUUUUCCUGUGGAUGAUACUAAGGCAAAUGAGAAAGGGACAUGGCAGAUGUGGAACAGUUCUCCCCUUGGUCAGGAUGGUCUGUGUUUGGUGGGUGGUCCCACAAGCUGGCUUUUACCCCUGGAACAUAAUGGAUCAAACAAGGAAGACUUUGUGCAACCCUCUACUCAGAAAACUAUGGCAUCGUUGUUCACAAAAGAGGACUUUAUACUUGCUGGCACACAAUCUCCUCAGAAGGUUUUUCUUGGUAAUGGUCAGAAUGGUGGAACAUUCAGUCCUGUAAUAGGUCCAAGUGAUCACGAUCCUUGGUUACAGAAUGCUUUCUUUCCACCAUUGUCUGGCAGUGAUAACCAUUUUCCUAUCAAGCCUCAGGAGGAAAUGAGUGAAAUGAGUUAUGGAAGUCCCAGUGGAUCUGCAUGUACCCAUCCAUUUGAACCAUCUCCUGCAAAUUGUUGGCCCAAGAAGGAGUGGGGUAUGCAAGGUUCAGGAGAAGCUGUUGGAAAGUCUUCGGUUGCAAGGCCCCAUGUUGGGGUUUUAUUUCCCGCCUCAGAUGUACAGUCACUUUGGUAAUUUGAUUGAGAUAGGAAAAGAGUGACAAAUUGCCAAUUGGAGGGACUUUAAAAUACAUCUCUCUGUUUACACUUCUCAAGAGGGAAAACAUAUACUCUUUUGGGGGGGAGAAUUUAGAAUACUUGAUGCAUUGUAUUUUCCUUCACUUCUUUACGAAGGAGAUUAACGUUUACUUUAACAUUAGCUUGGAUAGGAAAUACACGUGGCAUGCAUUCACUUGUGGCGUAAGGUAACAGCUAGGUAAUCAUACCGUUUCUUAAUUCUUUUUAGCUUUUAUAAAUCUGCUGCGGGGGGGUAUCCCCCUUUUGAGGUUGGAUUUGUUCAAUGGGCAGUUGGAAAGCUAUUCCACAUCUUGGUUGCUUUAUCUUUUCUAAAUCUUCAGCUGAAUGGAUGUCCUAAAGGUGAUGAUACUUGGUAUGGCAUGGCCUACAAUGCAUCUGUUUAUAAAUAAAGUCGCUUGUACUCAACACCUUCGCCUCUAAUGCCCAGAGAAUCCCACCCUAACCCUAAUUGGGAUGAUCAUUUCUCGUAUCAUUCAAACAAUUUGUGUCUUAUUUUAUGUACAUGUUGAGUGCGGCUAUUGGUAUUCA